AUGAACACUGCUUCAAAAAUCCGAAAGCCCCAAACUAAUAAUUUUACCUCCAUUUUGGACCAGAUCCUAAAAAAAUAUAACCUAUCCACCGAAUCUAAUCCAUCACAAUUACAUGUCUACGCUAGUGAACUCGGUGCUAUGUUACCAGAUUGGAAAGCUCACCAGAUCAAGGCUCUUGUACCAGAUAAAAGGAAUGAAAAACUUACUAUUAAAGAGAGAGCUCAAUACUGUGCAAAAUCUGGAGAUCCAUAUGAUAUUUGGUUACAUGCUUUAGAUUUAAUCAAGACAAAAAAUGAUAGUGAUGAAGAAAUUGUUGCAUCCAGCUCACGUCUUACAUUAUUUCGUAAGGAAUUGAAAGAAGCUGGAGUUGAUUCUAAAGUAAUUGAUAUAUAUGCUAAAUUUUCAGCACUUACUCAAGAUUCUAACGAAAUUCAGAAGAAGCAACUUCAGAAAUGUGAUCCGAUUCAACUUGGAAUCAAAAAGACCUAUAAAGCUAUUAUAUCAGGACUUAUUGAUAUCGGCAAAUUUUUUCUUGGUUACUCAUCAUGGAUUGCGGAACGAGCUGUAAUCAAGAAUAUAAGCAAACCCAGAUGCAAAGAUUUCAGAGCUUUUAAUGAUAACCUAUGUGCAGUUCAUUUAGGUAAGGAAAAAGUACUGCUGAAUAAACCAAUAUAUGUAGGCUCUGCAGUAUUGGAUCUAA
Messenger RNA from Entrophospora sp. SA101, 700 nucleotides. The record is from the annotation of a GenBank genome assembly. NCBI's taxonomy places the organism in Eukaryota, Fungi, Glomeromycota, Glomeromycetes, Entrophosporales, Entrophosporaceae.